Messenger RNA from Penicillium expansum, 591 nucleotides. Its product is annotated as SNAP receptor SEC22. The record is from RefSeq and is a predicted model, not a curated record. Lineage: Eukaryota; Fungi; Ascomycota; Eurotiomycetes; Eurotiales; Aspergillaceae. Gene Ontology annotation, molecular function: SNAP receptor activity. The coding region runs from base 1 to 591 and encodes 196 amino acids. The transcript has 3 exons. Gene Ontology annotation, biological process: vesicle fusion with Golgi apparatus; endoplasmic reticulum to Golgi vesicle-mediated transport; retrograde vesicle-mediated transport, Golgi to endoplasmic reticulum. Gene Ontology annotation, cellular component: ER to Golgi transport vesicle membrane; SNARE complex; Golgi membrane.
AUGCUGGCUGCUUCGGUCGACGACGAGCAGGCUGAAUCGGAGCUCUCUGAGAUUAAGGGUCAGGCUAAAAUGAUAUUUCGCCGCUUGAAUCGCAAUUCAGCACCCCAAGCCAGUAUUGAGUCUGGUCAAUACAGUCUACACUACACCAUCCAGGAUGAUAUCUGCUUUUUAUGCAUUUGCGACAAGUCCUACCCCCGCAAACUCGCAUUCACCUAUCUCGCUGAUCUGGCCUCCGAAUUCACGACUACCUAUACCUCCUCACAAUACCUCUCACCCACCCUCCGUCCGUAUGCUUUUGUCGAGUUUGAUACAUUUAUUCAACGCACAAAGAAGCUGUACCAAGACAGUCGCGCUUCUCAGAACCUCGACAAGUUGAACGAUGAGCUCCGUGAUGUUACCAAGGUGAUGACGAAGAAUAUCGAGGACCUCCUGUAUCGAGGCGAUAGUUUGGAGCGGAUGGGUGAGCUCUCAGGGCGGCUGCGCGAGGACAGCAAGAAGUACAGAAAGGCAGCUGUACGCAUCAACUGGGAAUUGUUGCUGAAGCAGGUGGGUCUAUACUUUGCGCCAGAUUUCCCCUGGACGAUUGGCUAA